AUGAGCGAAUCCGCAUUACUAUUUUCAAGGGUCGUUCCAUACCUUUACGACGAACCUCGAAUUAAAAACGCGUCGAACUUCUAUAUUCGCGUUGAAACAAUUUCGAGAUCGGGAAUCUUUGGAGCCACACCGCCAUUAGGAGGCACUUACGGGCCAAUUAAGAUUGCUUUGAAAGAACCUCCACCGGGUUGGAACGAAUCUCAUGCCGAUUCCGCGGUCUCAUCCGGCGCCCAAAAAGUCAUUUCACCAUCAGCGGCAAUUAGAAUUAAUGUUACACGGUUCAUAGAUUGGACGGG
Messenger RNA from Acaulospora colombiana, 296 nucleotides. NCBI's taxonomy places the organism in Eukaryota, Fungi, Glomeromycota, Glomeromycetes, Diversisporales, Acaulosporaceae. The record is from the annotation of a GenBank genome assembly.